CUCCUCCUCCUCCUCCUCCACUUUCUCCAUCGCCCACAACACCCUCAUCACACCUUCACAUCUCCUGCAUGCGUCCAUGACCUAGACGGCAGCGCCGUCCACCCCCCUCUCGCCUCGCUUCGGCCUUGGCUCCUCCUCUGUCGGCGUACGCGUCUCCAACCUCGCCCUCGUUUCCUUCGCCCGCUCCACUCAUUUUUCUCUCAUCCAUCUUCAACCACCACCCCCUCCCUUCCCUCCUACAUCCGUCCACUCCCUUCCAUUCCGGCGCCAUGUCCAACGAGACCACCCCCCUCAUCCCCGGGCUGCCCGUCGCCGAGCCACCCCCGCCCGACGCCACCGCCGAGCGCUGCCACCUGCUCGGCCCCACCGCCCUUGUCGUCCAAGCCGUCAUGGGCGUCAUGGUACUGUCCUCACUAGUCGUGAAGCGGCACCUCGAAAAGCGCAAGCGACCGUGGCGCGUGUGGGGCUUUGACGUCGCCAAACAGCUUGUCGGGCAAGCGACGUUACACGCCCUCAACAUUCUCAUCUCCAUGGUUGCGGGCAACUCGAGCAGCAACAACCCCUGCUCCCUCUACUUUCUCAACAUCCUCAUCGACACCACUAUCGGUGUCGGCAUCUUCUACGUCGGGCUCAUUGGGUAUACAAAGCUGUUCGUCAAACACUUUGGGCCGGAAGGCUUCACAAGCGGACAUUACGGCCGCCCACCGCAAUGGGAGAUUUGGGCGCGCCAGCUCCAACCCUACUUGGCCGCAGUGAUAACGAUGAAACUCAUCGUCCUCCUGAUGCUCACUCUUCCUGGGAUAAGUGGCGCGCUCAUCCGCUGGUCUCAGAGCAUGCUCGGCUACCUCUCCCUCGACGUGCAAGUCGUCUUUGUCCUCGCAAUCUUCCCCGUCAUCAUGAACGUCUUCCAGUUCUGCGUCAUGGACCAGGUGAUCAAGGCCGGCAAGGGCGCCGAGGCCAAGGAACGCUCGGGCGAUGACUACGACGAGGAAGAGAUGGACGGAUACGAGGCCGUGCCGACGCGCGAGCAGGGUGUGGCUGGCCGACGGGCGUCGGGCGCCGCCCUGAGCGCCUCAUCUAGAGCCAGUUCUGUGGUGUCCCUCUCGGUCCCCGAAGAGCGCGGCCUUCUCGAGGGACGAGGGGAGACUGUGUGGAGCGCCAUCAGUCGGCAUCGGAGCAGCAACGGCGACGAACCUCCAAAGGCAGGACUAGCGCGUAGAUCGUCCCGCGCCAGUCUACGCGCCACGGACGACGACAGCUUUAUAGAUGAGCCGGAUGCGGUGCCGCUCGCGCCGCUGUCGCCGCACACAAGUAGGACAUAGAGGGAGAAUUGGGAUCAUAAGUAUCUAGCUCUGUAUCGCAUGAUUUGGUACCCGGAUGUUGCAUUCACGUGUGUCACGUGCAUGCAGUGUUGAGAAGACGCGAGGACAAUGGACAAUGGACAAUGAAA
Cutaneotrichosporon oleaginosum is the source of this 1450-nucleotide messenger RNA. RefSeq lists its product as uncharacterized. NCBI's taxonomy places the organism in Eukaryota, Fungi, Basidiomycota, Tremellomycetes, Trichosporonales, Trichosporonaceae. Gene Ontology annotation, cellular component: membrane. The record is from RefSeq and is a predicted model, not a curated record.